UUGACAUUGAUCCAACGUAGCUGGCAUUCCUGGUAGUCCGACGUCGAGUGCAGGCCCUUCCCGCGACCACGUGGACAUAUAUAUGAACACGUACAUGGCGCCGUCGAUGCCCAAGGAAUCCCAAGAGCUCAUCGACGACAUCGCAUCGUCGGUGGCCUUGGCGGCGCAGCUAGACCGUGCCAAGCGCCACAGCACGGGUUCGAACGCGACGGACCGACGACGCGAACAGUGCCGCGUGAGCCAAAGGUCUUUUCGCGAACGCAAGAAGAAAGAGCACGAAGGGAUUGAAACCACCGUGCAGUCGCUGGAAGAGGAAGUGCAGCGGCUGGAGGUCCAAAAGGCACAGCUCGUGCGGUGCGUGCCACUGUCGACCAUCCUCGUGCACCAACCCGACUUUGACGGGGGGGUACCAACCAAACUCGUGCGGAAAUACAUAUCGGUCUUCAAGUCGGGGUACAUUCCGUCGAAAAGGCGCAUGAGCGAGCGGCAAGAAAAGUUUAUUCGCGCCAUUGCCCAUGAACACAUCAACUACAACGGCUCCAUUGGCGUUCACAGCAUCCUUGCGAACUGGGAGCGCUACACCAACUCGUUUGCGUCGGUCAACAUGGAAGCGCUGUCGUGCGACGUGAUGAAGACAGACGACGGCGCGAUUGUCAGAGGGGUCACCAAGUCGACGCUCAAGAUGAACCGGCAGUCCAUCAACUUGUUCUUCCCCAACUGCCCCGACUGCCUCAAACCGUCGUUGGUUCGAACGAUUCACCCAACGAACGACCGAACCAACGAUACUAAUCUCGUGUCUAGAUUGGACAAAAUCUUGUCGUGAUUGCCACCAUGCAUUGGUCCUUUGACGAGCACGAUGUGUUGACCCUGCUCUCGGGACGCGCCGACUUUACCAACGGACUCUUGGCGCUCCUUCGCAACCCCGACGACGUCGAGGCGGUGCUCGCGCGGUCCCGCAUCAUUCCGCCCGUCGUCACGCACGCCCCACCUGCAUCACUCAAUGCCACCGACACGACCAGCUUCAAGAUGCACGUGGAUUUCCAGUCAUAACGUAACCAUGGACCUAUGUAUUCCGCCCACGUGCAUAUUGCAGAGUGUGUUAGCAGAGUUUAUCGAAACAAUCACGACCUGCAUGACGAUGCUCUAAAACUAC
This is a messenger RNA of Aphanomyces astaci, 1153 nucleotides long. RefSeq lists its product as hypothetical. The record is from RefSeq and is a predicted model, not a curated record. Gene Ontology annotation, biological process: regulation of DNA-templated transcription. Bases 83 to 823 code for a protein of 246 amino acids. Gene Ontology annotation, molecular function: DNA-binding transcription factor activity. The transcript has 3 exons. Lineage: Eukaryota; Oomycota; Saprolegniomycetes; Saprolegniales; Verrucalvaceae.